Molecule: messenger RNA, 415 nt
Organism: Galeopterus variegatus (Sunda flying lemur)
Lineage: Eukaryota; Metazoa; Chordata; Mammalia; Dermoptera; Cynocephalidae
Product: late histone H2B.L4-like
Exons: 2
Coding region: 1-381 (126 amino acids)
Cellular component (GO): nucleosome
Molecular function (GO): DNA binding; protein heterodimerization activity; structural constituent of chromatin
Source: RefSeq, a predicted model, not a curated record
AUGAACACAGAGCGUGGGCCGCAGCAGCAGCAGCAGCCGCCGCCAUCCAGGGGCCACAGAGGCCGCAGUUCUGGGAACAAGUCUAAAAAGCGUUGCCAGCGCAAGGAAACCUACUCGAUGUAUAUCUACAAGGUGCUGAAGCAGGUACACCCGGACAUCGGCAUCUCUGCCAAAGCCAUGAGCAUCAUGAACUCGUUUGUGAACGAUGUGUUUGAACGGCUGGCUGGUGAGGCUGCCCGGCUGGCCCAGUACUCGGGCCGAACCACACUGACUUCCCGGGAAGUCCAGACGGCCGUGCGUCUGCUGCUGCCUGGGGAGCUGGCCAAGCAUGCUGUGUCCGAGGGCACCAAGGCUGUCACUAAGUAUACCAGCUCCAAGUGACCUAAGGCCUGACAUAAAUAAAGAGUGAACUGUU